GCCGGAAGACGGACCCGGAUGGCCUCAGAGGCGGCUGCGUUGUGUAGGUGAGGUCUGGGGUUGCCGGCUUUUCCGCGCCCGCUGGUCGCCUCAUGCUGCGGGCCUCGGCCACCAGCCUUCGCUCGGAUUGGCGGCGCUGAGGCGCCGGGGCAGCAGGCGACAUGUCGUCGGGCCUCCGCGCCGCUGACUUCCCCCGCUGGAAGCGCCACAUCUCGGAGGAGCUGAGGCGCCGGGACCGACUGCAGAGGCAGGCGUUCGAGGAGAUCAUCCUGCAGUAUAACAAGUUACUGGAGAAGUCAGAUCUUCAUUCAGUGUUGGCCCAGAAACUACAGGCCGAAAAACAUGACAUACCAAACAGGCAUGAGAUAAGUCCUGGACAUGAUGGCACGUGGAAUGACAGUCAGCUACAAGAAAUGGCCCAGCUGAGGAUUAAACACCAAGAAGAACUGACUGAAUUGCAUAAGAAACGUGGAGAGUUAGCUCAGUUGGUGAUUGACCUGAAUAACCAAAUGCAGCAGAAGGACAGGGAGAUGCAGAUGAAUGAAGCAAAAAUUGCAGAGUGUUUGCAAACUAUCUCCGACCUUGAGACAGAGUGCCUAGAACUGCGCACAAAGCUUCAGGACCUUGAAAGAGCCAACCAGACCCUGAAGGAUGAAUAUGAUGCCCUGCAGAUCACUUUUACUGCCUUGGAGGAGAAACUGAGGAAAACUACUGAAGAGAACCAGGAGCUGGUCACCAGGUGGAUGGCCGAAAAAGCCCAGGAAGCUAAUCGCCUGAACGCAGAGAAUGAAAAGGAUUCCAGGCGGCGGCAAGCGCGGCUGCAGAAAGAGCUUGCAGAAGCAGCAAAGGAACCUCUACCGGUUGAACAGGAUGAUGACAUUGAAGUCAUUGUGGACGAAACCUCUGAUCACACUGAGGAGACCUCUCCCGUGCGAGCCAUCAGCAGAGCAGCCACUAAGCGACUCUCGCAGCCUGCUGGAGGCCUUCUGGAUUCUAUCACUAAUAUCUUUGGGAGACGCUCUGUCUCUUCCUUUCCAGUCCCUCAGGAUAAUGUGGAUACUCACCCUGGUUCUGGUAAAGAAGUGAGGGUACCGACUACUGCACUGUGUGUCUUUGAUGCACAUGAUGGGGAAGUCAACGCUGUGCAGUUCAGUCCAGGUUCUCGGUUACUGGCCACAGGAGGCAUGGACCGGAGGGUUAAGCUUUGGGAAGUGUUUGGAGACAAAUGUGAAUUCAAGGGUUCCUUAUCUGGCAGUAAUGCAGGAAUUACAAGCAUUGAGUUUGAUAGUGCUGGAUCUUACCUCUUAGCAGCUUCAAAUGAUUUUGCAAGCAGAAUUUGGACUGUAGAUGAUUAUCGAUUACGGCACACACUCACGGGACACAGUGGGAAAGUACUCUCUGCUAAGUUCCUGCUGGACAAUGCACGGAUUGUCUCAGGAAGUCACGACCGGACUCUCAAACUCUGGGAUCUACGCAGCAAAGUCUGCAUAAAGACAGUGUUUGCAGGGUCCAGUUGCAAUGAUAUUGUCUGCACAGAGCAGUGUGUAAUGAGUGGCCACUUUGACAAGAAAAUUCGUUUCUGGGACAUUCGGUCAGAGAGUAUAGUCCGAGAGAUGGAGCUAUUGGGAAAGAUUACUGCCCUGGACUUAAACCCAGAAAGGACUGAGCUCCUCACCUGCUCCCGUGAUGACCUGCUAAAAGUUAUUGAUCUUAGAACAAAUGCCGUCAAGCAGACAUUCAGUGCACCUGGGUUCAAGUGCGGCUCUGAUUGGACCAGGGUUGUCUUCAGCCCUGAUGGCAGUUACGUGGCAGCAGGCUCAGCUGAGGGUGCUCUCUAUGUUUGGAGUGUGCUCACCGGGAAAGUGGAGAAGGUUCUUUCGAAGCAGCACAGCUCAUCUAUCAAUGCAGUGGCGUGGUCCCCCUCCGGCUUGCACGUUGUCAGUGUGGACAAAGGAUCCAAAGCUGUGCUGUGGGCGCAGUAUUGACGGGGCUCUCAGGGCUGGGGGGACCUCAGCACCCUCCUCCGGAGAAGCAAAUGGACUCCCACAGCUCUGUCCUGGCAGGCAGUGUGCCGGGAAUAGCUUUGACCUCCCAGAGAAGAGCUCAAGCCAUGUGGCUCAGUGGCCUUCCUUUGAACAGGAUUUCUGAGGAUUUGACUAUGGUCUCUACUGGCCUGGAAGAAUAACACUGAAAAACUGACACUGCAGUCACUGAGCAGAGGUUUAGGCUCUUACCUUGGUUCAUGUGGGAAACACUACUAGCUCUGACCUUCCAUACCUCAUUGGGGAGCACAGGGCCUGUGGGUCUCCUGACUGGAUGGCAGUGCCAAAAACACCCCACGUCUGGGUGUUGGUUCCCUGUGCUUUCUCCCGUCCUUCCAAAGUUGUUUCUGGCUUAGUGCAUGUCCUGUCACCUUGGGGCCGUUUGCCCAAUGAACUGCUUUAAGCAUUGGAUUAACAGAGACUCAAAUGUGGGGCCCGUCCUAAUUCUAAGGGGCCCAUGGUCUCCUUGUUGCUGGUAGGCUGCAAUGUUAUUACAGGGCUCUUGUUCUCAACGCGUCUUAUUACUGCUGAAAUUGCCCUACGUCUCUUCAACUGUUCUCCAGAUCUUCUGGUUCCCUUGCCCCCCCCCCCCCAAAUUCUACAUAUUUAUUUCUUGGUCAAGAAAUAAAUCUCAACUUGGCUUUUUAAAAAAAAAAGUGUUUGAGAGGAGAGGAAGUAUGAAAACCUUUUCCAGAGAAGUGGGUUUGCUGCAAACACCCAGAAGGUGGGGUGUGUGACACAGUCUUGCAAGUGACAAGGGAUUUGGGGCCUUGAACAUAUUACUCUGGAGCCGGUGAUUCCAGCCCCUGCCCCUGCCCAGCCUGUGUGCAGCACCCUCAGUGCUUUAGUGCAAGAAGCCCAGCCCCAGAAGCACAGCAGCGGCACCUCCCAUUUCAGGGGUCGCGAUGAAAGCCGGGGGGAGAACAUUUAUCUUUACCAUUUUACCUGUUAUAAAAUUUUAGUUCUUUGGGUGUCUGAAACACCGGUGUUUUUAUCACUUUUUAAUUUGCACUUUACUUUUGUUUCUUCCACACUUGUUCUCUGGGCCCUUGGGGAUGUGAGUGCUAGAGCCAGUGAGAGGAGCGAGGGGGCCUUCCUGCCGACAGGGCCUCAUUCUCCUCUUUUCCCUGCCUGCAUCUGCCCUUUACGGUUUGCUCUUCAGAGAACCUGUGCUAAGGAGAGUUGAAAUUCACAGGGCACAUCUUUUAUUUAUUUAUGUUGCCCAACAGAACUUGAUUGUAAAUAAAAAAUCUGUUAUAUACUUUUCAAAUUCCAUGUCUCUUGGUUGUUAUUUUAUUCUUCUUUGCCCUUAACAAAGAAAGGGGAAAGAAAGUUAUUCUUUUGUUCUCUUGUUAUUUAUUCAUUUUGUAAGUAAUGGAUAGUGCUUUUCUGAGGUCUUUCCUCAUUGCUCAUAAUGUAAAACUCCAUUCCAUGAAUUAUCGCUCCAUAUAAACAUCAAUAUUCCAGUUUCACAUGUGCACAUCGUAACCAGAAAAAGUGUUUCUUCAGAACUUUGCCAUCUGUAGAAGAGCCCGACACACGCAUUCUACAGUUUUCUGCACUGAGCCCUUCUCCAUAGGAUUUAUAUGAAUUAUAUGGGUCUCCUUUUGACCUCAGACUUCCUCUUUGCUAAAGAGGUGUGAAUUUUCUUCAUUAAGGAGUGGUUUAUUUGUGGCAGCUCAGAUACCUAACAAGCAGCCUGAGCCACAACAAAUGACCACCAUGAGGGUCUCUGCCGGACGUCCACUUAGCCCAGCAGCUUGAGUCACGGUUCCAUUAUGAUCUGGAGUCUGAGCCAGCCAACAUUUGCAAAAAAGCUGAAUGAACCCUUUACAAUCACUUCCAAGGAGGUGAUGAUUCUCAAAAUAGGCCCCAAAUAAGUGUUGCAAUAGCCUCAGAUUAUCCUGUUUUUGAACUUGGAGGGAAGCACUGCUGUUCUCUGUGUUUCUCAGCCUGAAUUUCAUCCCACACUAAAAACUCUCUGUCCUUUAACUGUCAAGGCUGAGCUAAAGGGGAGGGGUCUCAGCACUGGGGAAUGUGCAUCAACAGGGGCCUUCCCAGUUGUUUUGUUUUGAGACAGUCUC
Microcebus murinus (gray mouse lemur) is the source of this 4126-nucleotide messenger RNA. It is a transcript of the gene ATG16L1, whose product is annotated as autophagy related 16 like 1. NCBI's taxonomy places the organism in Eukaryota, Metazoa, Chordata, Mammalia, Primates, Cheirogaleidae. Gene Ontology annotation, biological process: autophagosome assembly. Gene Ontology annotation, cellular component: autophagosome membrane; phagophore assembly site membrane; Atg12-Atg5-Atg16 complex. The record is from RefSeq and is a predicted model, not a curated record. Gene Ontology annotation, molecular function: protein-membrane adaptor activity; protein binding.